Messenger RNA from Echinostoma caproni, 1338 nucleotides. The record is from the annotation of a GenBank genome assembly. NCBI's taxonomy places the organism in Eukaryota, Metazoa, Platyhelminthes, Trematoda, Plagiorchiida, Echinostomatidae.
AUGGUUCAAAUCUAUGCAGCCCUAAAAAGUAUCUCCAACUCAGUUGCUAUGCUGGAUACACAGACAGAAAUUGGUCCGAAACAAACGGAUAAAACUCUCGAUUCCGGCGGGUCUUUGGGACGUGNGACUCGUUUGCGAAUUCGGUCAGUCGAUCAUACCACUAUUGCAAGCUUGGAGUUACAUUGCCGUGUCCGUCUGGGCUGUAGUCGAACACAACCAGCCGCGUCCGGUCCCAGUGCUGCACAAUCACUCAACCGUGGACAGCGAUUCACGAAUCGAGGUGGAUUUCUACCCGAUCCUGUUCUAGAUCCUGUUUGUUUGGCCGCAAUCAGUCUUCGUCAGCCAGGCGGUAUCAACGAUUUGUUCGUACUGAUUAAUCGCGAUACUUUACCCGGUCAUUCCACUGACCAAAAUUCGGGGCACAUGGACUCAAUUUACUAUCGUUUGCGCUCGACCACUGUGUUCACAUCCGGUCGAAGUCGAUCCGGACCCAAACCCAGAUGGAUCUGGUGUACAGACGAACGGUCUUUGUUUAAUUGGAUAGUCUACCUCGUCCAGUGUUUCGAUCCGGAAAUUCUCGUGGGCUACGAUGUGGAACGGGCAUCAUGGGGCUAUUUGGUAGCUCGGGCUGCGCAUAUGCAACGCCAGUCUCACACUGAAACUGGAAAUUUGAGCACCGCGGCUGAUUACACUCGGUGUUGCAGUUGCCCUUGUGGAUCAUCUGGUAAUCGGUCGGCCAACAAUAAUGUACUCGGUUCUCGUCAAUGGAGCUGGCCCUCAGGACCUGGAGCUGGUCGAACAGCUUUUCUCCAGCUGCCCACUCAAUACCUAAUUUUGGAGACCACUAAGUGUGUUCUCCAGUAUUUCGUCUAUGACGAAAUUGAACAGGAAUGGCGAAACAGGGCACCCUUCACGAACACCGCUGCUAGCUACGAACGAUCUACUCAGCUCGCCGCAGACCCUUACGCUACCAGAAGUAUGCAAUUUCUUAUAAUUCCUGGACAUCUGUUCAAAACUGGUUAUCGUGUCGAAUCGCUUCUGGCCCGAACUGCUCGUUCGGCCAAUUUCCUGUUACCCAGUCCGAGUGUCACGCAACGGGCCAAACAGCGUGCGCCAGAGGCGAUACCAUUGAAUUUGGAACCGGAAAGUCGUCUGUUCGUGGAUGGACCGGUUGCAGUGCUGGACUUCCAGUCACUCUAUCCCUCUGUUGUGAUCGCGUACAACUAUUGCUAUUCCACUGUACUCGGACGUUUGAGCAACCUAUCUCUGGGGUAUGCUAGCUGUCAUUCAUUGGACUUGAUUUUUUCUCGCUCAUCUUUUGUUGAUUCUUCACCGUGA